CUAGUCUUUCCACGCAUGCGCCGUUGCUGCAUGCUGGGUGGCUCUACAGUGUCAAGUUCUUUCUACAAAUCGAUAUCACGUGUUACAAAUGGAUUAGUGAACGGAUCUUGCUGCAACGUCACCUUCAUCAACAUUAUAGGACUAAGUUGGCAGUUGGCGAUGCUAGGGUGACACGUACAAUGCGGCCUGUUGGCCAGUCGAUCAUCCUCCUCCUCCUCCUCAUCCUCUUGGCUUGCCUGCGUCCACUGCCUGAGGUCAAUGCUGUCUACUUUGGAUCCUGUUCGGCGCCUCUGGGUCUUGAAUCAGGGGGAAUUCCUGAUAAAGAUAUAUCGGCCAGUUCAGCAUAUGAUGCAGCCAGUGUGGGACCUCAGCAUGGAAGACUGCGUCACGACAAGAACGGAGGCGCGUGGUGUCCGCGACACAUGGUCACCCGUGACGCGGUGGAGUUCCUGGAGGUGAACUUGGGUUCGGUUCACGCGGUGACUGGCACUCAGACGCAGGGCCGCUUCGGCAACGGUCAAGGUCAGGAGUAUGCCGAGGAGUUCCUCAUUGAUUACUGGCGGCCCGGGCUCGUUAAAUGGCGACGGUGGCGGGGACGUGAUGGCAAACAGACACUUGCCGGUAAUACGAACACAUACUUGGUAGAGGAGCAAAAACUGGAUCCCGUCCUGUUGGCGUCUAAAGUGCGAUUUGUCCCGUACAGCGUGCAUGUGCGAACUGUUUGCAUGCGGGUCGAGAUCCUAGGAUGUCCAUGGAAAGGUGGUCUGAUAAGCUACUCAAUGCCCCAGGGCCCUUGUUCAGGGGAUGUCGACCUGAGGGAUGCACUGUACGAUGGCAGGGAGGAGGGGUUGAGGCUGAUGGGAGGAUUGGGGAAUCUGGUGGAUGGACACAAAGGCAAUGAUAAUUUCCAUGUCGAGGUCUACGGCCCUGGAAAAGGCGUGGGCUGGGUGGGCUGGCGCAACGACACAGCUGCCCUGGCCGGUCAGCCGGUCGACAUCAUCUUUGAAUUCGACCGCGUCAGGAACUUCUCGGCCAUCUACCUGCACACCAACAACCUCUACUCAAAGGAAGUGCAGGUGUUUUCUCAAGCGAAAGUCUACUUCAGUGUGAACAGUGGUCGUCAGUUUUCCGGCGAGCCUGUUCAGUUUUCCUACAUGCCCGAUCUAGUGAUGGAGCACGCACGUAACGUCACCGUAAAACUACAUCACAGGAUUGGUCGCUACUUAAAACUUCAGCUUUACUUUGCCUCACGAUGGUUGCUGCUCAGUGAGGUGUCGUUUGAUUCUGUUGUGGUGCACGGCAACGUGACUGAGGAAGAAGUGGACAAUAGCUUGCUGCCGGGUCUGCAGCAGCCGGCAGAUGCUGGCACGGUGGCCUACCAGCCCAAGGAGGACACACCACAGAGGGAUGAGUUCCAUCACACUACUCCGACAAGGGACCAGCAUCGGAAAACAGUUGUGAGUGACCAAACGUCGACCGGCACGAAAAAGGACGAGCCGGAGCCGACGGUGAUUGGCCUGGUAAUCGGCGCCCUGUCUGUGGUCAUAGUGCUUCUGAUGGCCGCCAUUGCAUUCAUUGUCGUCAAAAACCGCAAACAGAAGUCGGCUUCAACGCACUCCGGACUGCCCGGCCAUUUCGGGCCUGAGAAGAGUGUCACCAUCAACAUGAAGGAACUACAGAUGCGUGUCAAUGUAAACGCUAAAGGCGGUCAUCAUGUGUACGGACAGGUGUCCAUGGAGGAGCCGCCCCUCGGAGGCGGUGAGAAGGGGGCGGGAGCUGGAGGCGGCAUGUACCAUGAGCCGUUCAGCAACAUGUACUCGUGUGCACUGCCUCCCCAGGCGCAAGGUCACCGGAUGGUUGGCAGCGACGGACAUUUUGGUGUGCCCCCCGCAAGACUUACUGCGCCUGAGUAUACAGACGUGCGUGACAUGACGUCACAAGAGUAUGCAGUACCUCACAUGGCGACGCCGGCGUCCUUCAACAAUCACGUGACCCCGCAGACGCCCGUCCGCCCCCAACCCCCCACUCUGCACAACCUAUUUCCAAAACCACCCCCUGUUCCGCCGCCACCCGAAAAGUACUAUGCUGCCACCGAAAUAUGUCAGACAGCACCCCCGGUACCCCUUUCGCCACCCCCCAGUGCCCCACCCUCGUGCAGUUCGCAGGGGUCUUCGUCGAUGUACGGCCAUCUACAGGUGCAGUCGCCGCCCCACCCUCCCGCCUCCCAGCAUCAUAUGCCGCCUCUCAGCAGCCCCUCGUCUGACGGGGGCGGUGGGUUGGGAGGGGUGGGGGUGGGGGAGCUGUUCAAGUACCCCACCAUGCAGCUACAUGAGUUCCCGCGCGACCAGAUUCGGUUGCUGCAUAGGUUAGGAGUGGGCCAGUUUGGUGAGGUGCAAUUAGGAGAAAUAACAAAGGAGCCUGAUUGGCUGAAUGAUCUCUCAUGUAAACUUGUAGCUGUUAAAUACCUCAGAUCCGGUGCAUCGGAAGCCACACGGUCUGAGUUCCGACAGGAAGUGGAGAUCCUGAACGGUCUGCGGGACUCGAACCUCGUCCAAGUGAUAGGGGCGUGCCUUCGCGACGACCCCUUCUGUGUGAUCUUUGAGUAUUCUGAGUUUGGCGACCUCAACCAAUUCCUACAGGAGCACAUAGCCGAGACUGCCACGCCACUGCCUGCUAAUGCUAAAACCUUAAGUUACGGAUGCCUUAUCUACAUGGCCACACAAAUAGCUUCUGGGAUGAAAUACCUGGAAUCGCGGAAAUUCGUUCAUCGAGAUGUAGCUACAAGAAACUGCCUUGUUGGUCGGGGAUACACGAUAAAGAUCUCCGAUUUCGGGAUGGGGAGGAGUCUUUACUCGGCUGACUAUUAUGAUCUGGAUGGCAGGGAAGCUCUGCCCAUCAGAUGGAUGGCAUGGGAGAGUAUUUUGCUGGGUAAAUUCACGACGAAGAGCGACGUGUGGUCGUUUGCAGUGGCCCUGUGGGAAGUGUUGACUUUCGCACGCGAGCAGCCGUUCGAGGACCUGGGUGACGAGAGAGUCAUCGAGAAUGUCACUCACUUCUACCAGGGCAAUGGAAAACAGCUGCUGCUACCGCAACCAAUCAACUGUCCGAAAGAGAUCUACGACUUGAUGUGUGAGUGCUGGCAGAGAAACGAGGCUGACCGACCCAAUUUCAGGGAGAUACACCUCUUUCUUCAGAGAAAGAAUUUGGGCUACCGACCCGAGUUGAAAUAACAGUACGACUUCUAUUGGUUCCUCAAUUUUAUCAUCAACGAGCUAUGAGGAAGUGCUGCGGGUAAUGGAAAUUACUUAGAUUUGACACAAAAUCGUAAGUAAAGAAGUGAACAAUGACUCAUAUAAAUUUGAUUCAUGAACACAAUGAAGUGAUUGAAAGUUGAACAAAUAUUUAAAUGUGACACAUAAACUGGAAAAAGUUAUGAAUGACUCGAAUUAAUUAUUUGAAUUUGACACACAAAAGUUGGUAAUGGAGUGAUCAAUGACUCAUAGAGACGGUUUGUUAAAAUUUGAUAGACGAACGCCAAUGUAGUGAUUGAAAUUGAACAAAUAUUUGAAUGUGACACAUAAACUUGAAAAAGUUAUGAAUGACUUGAAUUAUUAUUUAAAUUUGACACACAAAAGUUGGUAAUGAAGUGAUCAAUGACUCAUAGAGACGGUUUGUUCAAAUUUGAUAGACGAAUGCAAUAUAGUGUUUUAAAUUGAACAAAUAUUUGAAUGUGACACAUAAACUGGAAAAAAGUUAUGAAUGACUCGAAUUAAUUAUUUGAAUUCGACACACAAAAGUAAGUAAUGAAGUGAUCAAUGACUCAUAGAGACGGUUUGUUAAAAUUUGAUAGACGAAUGCAAUAUAGUGUUUUAAAUUGAACAAAUAUUUGAAUGUGACACAUAAACUUGAAAAAGUUAUGAAUGACUUGAAUUAAUUAUUUUAAUUUGACACACAAAAGUUGGUAAUGAAGUGAUCUAUGACUCAUAGAGACGGUUUGUUCAAAUUUGAUAGGCGAACGAAUAUAGUGUUUUAAAUUGAACAAAUAUUUAAAUGUGAGACAUAAACUUGAAAAAGUUAUGAAUGACUUGAAUUAAUUAUUUAAAUUUGACACAUAAAAGUAAGUAAUGAAGUGAUCAAUGACUCAUAGAGACGGUUUGUUCUAAUUUGAUAGACGAACGCCAAUGUAGUGAUUGAAAUUGAACAAAAAAUAUUCAAAUGGGACUCAUUAACUUGAAAAAGCUAUGUAUGAUUCAAAUAAAUUAUUUAAAUUUGAUACACAAACGUGAGUAAUCAAGCUUUCAAUGACUCAUAGGAAUGGUUAAUUUGAAUUUGAUAGAUGAAAUGAAACAAAUAUUUAUAUGUGACUCAUAAACUUGAAAAAAGUUAUGAAUAAUAACUAGAAUUAAUUACUAAAAUUUGACACACAAACGCAAUAUACUAAUGAAUCAUUCAAAGUUAUUUGAAUGAGACACAAAAAGUGAUGAAGUAAUGACUGUAUUAUAGAGUGAUAGUAAAUAAUGUUCGGAAAUGACUUGAAAAUACUUUGAAAUUUAGAAGAAUUUUUUGUUUAUUUUAGACUGUUUGGUGAUUAACUCAUAGGCCUAUAACCAAUACCUACUAUCACUUCAAGUAAUAGUAGGUAUUGCUAUAGCUCUCAUAAUAAGAACUGAUGGAGGAUUAUGUGAAAUCUAUGAAGAUUAACUAUAAAGAUCAAAUAGGAUUAUUUCAAUUGUAAGUGGUGAAUGUAAACAGUACGGUAAUAUAACAGUGAGUGAAAAAUAUCCUGGAAAAGUAGGUACUUUGAAAAAUAUUUAACUCAAUAUUGCUCAUAGAAAUGGUUUGAGGGUUUGUAGGGUAAUGAGCUCAUCAAAAUUGUUAUAGGAAUAAGGUAUCAAGUCUGAAAUUAAACUUUUAGAACGUUUCACGAAUCUAUGACAAGUGUUUCCAAAUUUUCAAUUUUCAUUCUUAAAUUUUUUCGAAUCACCUACCUCCUCAGUAAUAUUACUCAAAUACAAGUCUUUAGUUUGUUUAGAAAUGUAAUAUUUAUUUUUAUAGAUCUCCAUUCCAUUGAAAACAUUUUGACAAAAGUACAAGAAUAUCCCAUCUUUUAUGAUAAUUGACAAAGCUUAUAGCUCCGCAAUUCUGAUUGAUCUUGAUCAAGGAAUACUAAUAAUAUUAUUUUUAACAUUUAAAAAUAACUUCUAUUGUGAAACAUGGUAAUUUAUGAAAAUGCUCUCAUCAGUUUUCACUGAAUCUAUUGUUAAAAGCAUUUUCUGCAAAUUGUAAUGUUGUAAAAAACUUGUCUCCAACAUGUUGUUGAACUAACGAUAUUAUUGUGAGAAAUUUUGUAAAAAUUCGAAGACUGAUUGUUUUAAGAUGUCGAUAUUAUUGUAUAAAUAUGGUAGCUAAUGAGUGUUAUUUUUCAGCACAAUUUUUGUAGUUGGAAGUUUUGUUAUUUUAAUAUAAUUGAAGGUGGUGAAUGUACACCAUUAAUGUUUUUACUGUAGGUAAAUUUUUAUACUGCUAUCUUUAAAUAAACUAGAACAUCUUGAAUAUAUUGUACAUGUAAGGAUGUUUUGUAUAUUAAUUUAAACUGAGCUUGUUUAUAUAAUGACUAUUGAUUAUUAUAGGCUAUUGCUUUAACUAAAUAAGUUGUUACUCUCAAUCAUGUAUAGUAGGGAUUGCUAACUCUGUAGACAGACUUGAAAAUUAUUGUAGUAUUUAUUGUUUAAUAUCAGGUAUUUCCUGAUAUUCUGUUAUGAUUAACAGAAUAUUAUAUGAUAUUCCUGGAUAUUAUUGGUUGAAUUGAUUAUCAACUGUAGCUUCUUAGACGCUUGAUUAUUCUCACUAGAUUUCAAAUAUUUUAUUUGUUGGUGUUAAUACACAUCUUGUUGACUUUAUACACUGCAUUUUAUAGGUGAAUUCAAUUUAUUUUAAAAACAUUUUUCUCGUACAAUGUCUUAAGAAAAUUAACAUGAUUUUCGCGUUUAUUUUAUCUUUUAUCUAACAUAUCUUUUUCAUUCAAUACCCUUUUGAGGGUUAAGUGUAAGAGAGGGCCGGCUGCGCCCUAACUUCGCCCUCCUUGGUAAAUAAUAAAGGCAGUCAUUCUAUUCUAUUCUAUCUUUUCAAUCUGAUAACUGUUUUAUAUAUAUCUUGAGAUAUGAUCGAGUUAUAAUGGGAUGUCGGCCUAUCAAAUUAUAUAAAAUAAUUAUAUACAGGCCUAUUAAAUGAGAAAUAAAUAUUUGUGUUGCUGGUUCAGUUUUCUUAUAAACAUUUCCAAAUAUUGGGUACAUUUUUAAAUCGAAUAAUGGAACUGAGUUUUUGUUCAAGGGGUUUGUUUAAUGGAAAUUUAUGAUUGCAGCACAGAUAGUAAUGAGUUCUGUAUGACACAGUCACCUCUCAUAGUUUGUCAUAUUUUCAUACCCCAGAUUUGACAAUCAAAACAAUCAAAAAUUGUUGGGGUUAAAUCAAUGUCAAUUUUUUUUGCGAAUUUGGAUAAGUUUUUCUUUUCCAAUAUCAAGAAAAACUUUUUAAUGAUCAAUAUCAAGUCCCUCAUUGGACUGUCAUACCUAUUAGGUCUAUGAAGAAAGUGCUUGACGAACUAUUUUUGAGAAACACGGAGUUGUGAAUGAAUUUGAUAAGAAAUGAGAAUUCCCGAAAAAAAUACUUUCAAAGUUGAAGCAUUUUCUUACUUUCAUCAGUCAACUUUAGUGUAUGAAUGGUAUAUCAAUUCUCGAUAUACUCUAUAAUUUUAUAUUACUAUUUAGAGCUUAUACAGUAAGUUUAAUCUUUGAAUAAUGCAUUGUAAUAACAACUCAUUUCAAAUUAUUGUUCAAACAAUAUCAAAGAAUCAAAUUUGGAUUAAUUCAAUUCAAAUCUGAACAAGUAACUGGUGACAAUACUUUUCUAUCACCUUAAUUAAGAAAAUAAUGAACAAGGAAUUCUUAAAUUAUGAUGUAAACUGUAGCCUACUAUUAAAAUUAAGUAAAUAAUGUAUAAUAACAGCUUUUUACUUCUAAACUCGCAUUGUAAAUAUUGUAAUAUGAAUCUAAUAAUAAUAAUUAUUUAUUAAUUAACAACACAUUAAUCUUGUUUUGCAUAACUUGUUUUUAGGCUCAAAAUAAAGUUGAAUUUACCGUUUUAAUAAUGUGUUUAUUGUAUAAAAUUGCAAAUACUAUUCUAGAGCCAUGACCAAAGUGAAUGAUUUAUUGAUGAUGAUGAUAAUACAGAAAGCUUGAUAUGGAA
This is a messenger RNA of Nilaparvata lugens (brown planthopper), 7245 nucleotides long. Its product is annotated as discoidin domain-containing receptor 2-like. Gene Ontology annotation, cellular component: signaling receptor complex. The record is from RefSeq and is a predicted model, not a curated record. Gene Ontology annotation, biological process: positive regulation of kinase activity; multicellular organism development; protein phosphorylation. NCBI's taxonomy places the organism in Eukaryota, Metazoa, Arthropoda, Insecta, Hemiptera, Delphacidae. Gene Ontology annotation, molecular function: collagen binding; protein tyrosine kinase collagen receptor activity; ATP binding.